Messenger RNA from Brienomyrus brachyistius, 6431 nucleotides. RefSeq names its product equilibrative nucleoside transporter 1-like. Gene Ontology annotation, biological process: nucleoside transmembrane transport; uridine transmembrane transport. Gene Ontology annotation, molecular function: nucleoside transmembrane transporter activity. The coding region runs from base 4671 to 5996 and encodes 441 amino acids. The record is from RefSeq and is a predicted model, not a curated record. The transcript has 13 exons. Gene Ontology annotation, cellular component: plasma membrane. Lineage: Eukaryota; Metazoa; Chordata; Actinopteri; Osteoglossiformes; Mormyridae.
AAGCAAGUAUAAUGUUAUAUUUAGCCAAAAUUCCAGUUUCAUUAAUAAACUGACUAAACUGCAAUAACUGGUCUGUGAAAUUUAAGAAAUUGUUUCUGUUGUGAGGCAAAGAUGACCUAAAACUAGCAAAAUGUGUUUUUAGUCAGUUUAUUGAUGAAAUUAUAAUUUUGUAUUUUACUUCACCUUUUGGAGAUGAGGCGGACCCAAGAUGUGUGCAAUACAAUAAUCACAGGCCUAAACAAAGUAAUAGGACCGAGCAAUGAGGGACAGUGUGGUAUAUGAAAAUGAAACAGAUUUGAAGCCCAUCGAGCUUGUUUGGCACAUGAUGAAAGACUUCAUCCGCAAGGAGGCCAAGCCAGCUACAAAACAGCAGCAUAUCCAAGCAAUAUUAGUUAUUUUGGGAGAGGAGAGUGACCCAAGAUGUGUGUAACAAACUAAUUACAGGCCUAAACAAAGUAAUAAGAUUGAUUGUGGAGAAUAAUGGUGGCCAGAGUGGAAAAUGAAAAAUAAAAAAACAUAUGGUUAUGUACUGUGCUAGAAUAAAACAGACACAUUCCUUAGUGUGUUCUGUCUUUCUGUCUGGCUAACAGUCUGAAAGGCUGCUGAUGGCUCCACAUUCACGGGGGGUGGGGGGGCAGUCACAAUCACGUGUGAAUGUUUCAUUAACUUCUCUGCUUGGCCACGAUGAAGAGAUAUGUUUGCAGGGGUCACGGUGAGGUUGUUUUCUUAACCCAAGAACACUAAACCAAUGGUCAAGCAGGGUGGUGGUAGUAUCAUGCUGUUUUGCUGACAGUACUGUACAUCACUACAUUGCACAAAGAGGAUGGAAUAAUGAAGCAGCACUAGAUAGAUAGACUGAGCACUUUUUGUCAUAAUAACUAACAUAACAUAAUAAUAAUUUACUGUAACCCUUUGGAGUCUGAUACCUCUCACCCACUUUCAAAGCAGUCUGACAUGCCUUGACAUUUUACAGUUUUUCUGAAUUGGUAAAACACAUUUCCUAAAAUCUCCUCUCCUUUAAUCAGACCACUAAUCACAAACCCUAAAAUUCAAGCUAAACUCACAAACCUUACAUUAAUCUUGCAAAAUCAAACGAUCUUCUCAAAACUAUAUUAUCUUUGCUCAAAAGCAAACAUUGCUUUCAGAUCAUGCAUCAAGCCAGUCGGUUAAAUAAACACUACUGAACAGUCAUUACAGACUACAGCAAAAAAUUAAAGACACUACCAGUCAAAACUGUUGUUGGCAUGUAAAUUAGAAACCGCAAGAAAAAAAAAGUAAAAAAAAAAAAAAAGUAUGAUAGAUAGAUAGAUAGAUAGAUAGAUAGAUAGAUAGAUAGAUAGAUAGAUAGAUAGAAACUUUAUUAAUCCCACGGGUAGAUUCCUCUAGGAAAUUCGGUUUCCAAAAGCAUAGCACCGACAGAAGUUACACAACGUGAGCAAAUGUUAUAUAUAUACACAUAUAUAGAUACAAAGACAAAUAAAAUAUACAAAAGGGAUAAAUAGAAUAAAUAAGAAUAAGGAGAAUACAAGGGAAUUGCACAUUUCCAGUAUUGAACCAAAAGUAUUGCACAAAAGUAUUGCGCAGUGAAGUGAAGAGGCCUAAAUGGUCGUCUACCAAAAAGAUUUGUAUACACUUAUGACUGAUAACUAAUAUAUAUUCAGUACUCCAGAAAAGUUACUGUAAAGGACAAAGCUAAAAAGUAAACAAAUGAGAGUACAGUAAAAUGUGCAACUGCCAAGCCAGAGUCACAGAAAAAUAUUCAUUCUGCCUCCUCACCAUGUCUCAGGGCUGGGUCUAGCGAUGCUAUCCCUUGUUGGGCGAUGCAGAAAGAAUCCUCUGUGUGACCCAUUUGUACCUUGAUGUCGAAAUUCAGCUCCUAUUCUAUGGCACGUAUUCUAUGUUCUAGUCACUCUUUGACUUCUUUAAAUGUUUAGAAAUGUGUGUGAACAGUUUUCAGUCAUUGUGUUUAAAUGACUACUGUGUGCUGGCUGCACUUAACCUCUGCAGCCAGUGUUUUCUAUUUUGCAUCAAAGUUCACCAUAGCGCAAAGUGUGUUUUGAUGAAUGAGAAUGUGUUUCGAGUUUUGCAAAAAGGAUGACUGAGAUCUGCAAAUUGUGUCUAAGUAGGUGAGCAUGGUUUGAAGUUUCGCCAAAAGAGUGACUGAUUCAAUACAGUAAAUGACAUUUGGCAAUUGGCAUGCAGUUUAGUUCCCAAAAUGAUUUUUAAUAUUUCAGCAAUUCAGAAAAACUGUAAAAUAUUUCACUUAUCUAAACAACAUUUAUCCCAAAGUGCUUUUAUUCAGCACAAACUCAGCACCAAUAACUUGAGAUCAUUUAGAAUGUGAUUAUUCUAUUUUUUGUUAAAAUCUACUUUAAACAUACACUUUUCAAAAACCUAUUUUCAGUUGUGCUGACAAAUUGUAAAAAAUCACAUUAUAAACAUUUCUAGCCAAGACUUUUGAGCUCUCAAGCUUAUAGACAUAGGGGCUGGCUACACAAAGGUGAAUGAGACAUUCAAAGAAUUGUAUGAGGUUUCAUUACUAAAGUGUUACAACUUUGAAAUGAGUCACCAAACCUUAUGCACUAAGUGGUCUUCAAUGAAGACUUGUGAAAUUGCUGGCCAUGAUGUUUGCCUGCUUGUGACCUGGCAACUUGCAGGGUUUUGCAAUUUCAGAAUCUAGUGUAGAAACAGGCUGUUAAGUGAGCUGUUUGUUAAUCCUACAGAGUUUUGAGCAAGAAAGGGAAAGAAAACUGACCAUACUAUACAGUGCGCUAAAUAUAUGUGAGAGUGGUGUUUAUGAAAUUUAUUACAUAUACAGAUGAAAUACGACAAUUAACAGGAAACAGGCCUGAAACAUAUUACAUAAAUCUGGAAGUAUGACUUUCAUACACAUACAUCUUUGUAUCUAAAUCCGCAUAGUGGCAUGGACGUAAAUUUGUUUAAUUAGACUAAAUUUAAGUCGUGCACCAUUUUAGAAUACUGUAUUUAAAAAACACAGACUGCAGUAGCAGAGAUCACCACAGUUUCUUUACAUUUGUGCCAUGCAUAAACAUCUGACCUACUGUAUGUAAAAUAAGGCCUAAUUUUGCAUUGUGGGGACUGCAUUUAAAACCCAGCGAACAUUUUGAUGAAGCUUAUUUGAUAUAAGUGACACUUGUUUCUAUUCAAAGACAAUUAGUAGGUCUAAUAACUAGGUUUGAAGAUGACACAAUCUUUUACAUUUGUGUUAUGCAUAUACGUUUGACCUUUUUGACCUACGUGAAAUAUAUCCUUAUUUAAAAUGUCUGACAUUCUUUUAAAAUUAUAAUUAUUUUAAGUGUAUUUGAGGAAAUGUAAUUGUUCAUUCAAUUUUUUCCAAAGAAAUUACUGUAUGUGUUACUAUACCACAGACAUUAUUUAUUUACUACUACUUAUAGGGAAUACUGUUUACUGAAUGUUUACUUCAGAAAAAUCAGCUAAAAAUUGGUAAAAACACUAAAUUAUGUGUAAAAGUAUAAAAAGCAUAAACAAGCUUAACUUUAUCAUUGAUUUUGGUUCUGAGGUUCAAGUAUUUCUACUGUAGUUAGUUAGUGAAAGAGAUGCUUCACCUUCUUUCCUUCAACAAUCUUCGCAAUACAGUUUUUGUGAGAAAACCCCAUUCUGAUAGAUCGUGGCCACUUCUCCAACUUCUGCUGGAAUCCAGUCCCGUAGUCUUCCAUCACUGUAGACAAUUAGCCCAAAAAGAAUAGGCCUAAGUAAUUUAAAAUUGAAUUUACAAUUCCGUAAAUCUGUAAUGCAAAACAUUAAAGACGUAAGUUUUUACUUUGAAAAAUGCUUUGUUAUAACCAUGACAACGGAAGUACAUCCGGUUCAUUAUUCUUACUUAUCAUUGCUAGCUUCACAGUACUGUGUUAGAUAUAGUAAAACAUCCAUAAUUUCUUGCUCAAUGCAGUGAUAGAGAUGAAGAUACAGGUGUCCCUCAAUAUAUGAGUCUUUGACUUGCCAGUUUACAACUGGAAUUAUUGAAAAUAUUUAAUAUUAUGUACUGAGUUACAACUAAAUUGAAGUUUGGUUUUCGAGUAUACAAAGAGCCACACUUAGUAACGUGCCAGUGGUGCAGCCACCCCAUCCUGAUUGGAACUGCACCGUUGCUGCGGGCGAUCAUUCCCUUGCGUGAUUUUUCUUUCAUUUAACUAGUGCUUAAUUUUUCCCGUUUUAAAUUAAUGGUAAUCACGUAUCUCUCAUACAUUUCACCUUAAAAACGAAUUAUUCCGGAACGCAUUAGAAUCCUAUACUUUUAAAUAUAAUAAUUAAUAUAAAACAAAUCCUAAUUAGUAUAAUUAAGUAGCCUAAUUAGUAUAUUAGAUCAAGUGCAUACUUUUUAAAUGCAUUCUUCUUGCGUGGUGAUUAUAUACAUUCUAAAAAUACAGUUGUGUUUUCGCUAGACAUUACUUUUAGCAGAUACAGGAGUGUGAGGGUGGUAAGAUAUGUUGUUAUCAGCUACAUAUGCAGCUUGCAACGUGGUUGGCUGUGAGGGGGAGCUGAAAAGCUCACGCAGUUCUUGAAAACGGGGCCAAAUGUCGCUGAGUGCAGAAAACCUAUUUUCUUGUCAGAGUUGUUGCUGGAUAUACGUGCAUUUUCUGUUGUGCUGCAAACAUUGAAAAGAAUAAUCCUACCAUCAUAAGAUAACAAUGACAGCACUCAACACCCCCAGAGACAGGUACCGAGCCGUGUGGCUUAUAUUUUUCAUGCUCGGUUUGGGGACUCUCUUACCUUGGAACUUCUUCAUGACAGCAACCAUGUAUUUUACCAGCCGUCUGAGGGACUCACCAGAAGGGAGCAGCAACGAGACUGCUCCGGGUGGGGACACCCGUAAUGUGCUGGAAUCCAGAUUUAGUAAUGUGAUGACACUCUGUGCCAUGUUGCCUCUCCUGUUGUUCACCUGCCUCAACUCAUUUCUACACCAGCGAAUUCCCCAGAAGCUGCGGAUAAUGGGAAGCCUCGGAGUUAUCCUGGUGGUCUUCCUCAUGACGGCCAUAGUUGUGAAGGUGGAUGCUGAGCCCUUCCCGUUCUUCAUGAUCACCAUGACCAAGAUUGUGAUUAUCAACUCUUUCGGAGCCGUACUGCAGGGCAGUUUGUUUGGCGUGGCUGGGCUGCUCCCUGUCUCCUAUACGACACCCAUAAUGAGUGGACAGGGCCUGGCCGGUACAUUUGCUGCCUUCUCAAUGAUCUGCGCCCUUGCAAGCGGCUCGGAGCUGCAGGACAGUGCAUUUGGAUACUUCAUCAUAGCCUGUGUAGUCAUUCUCUUGGCUAUGGGGUGUUAUGUGGCCCUUCCCAGAAUGGAGUUCUUCCAGUAUUACCAGGAGAAGAAAAAUAAGCUUGAGAAGGAUACCCAAAUGGAGUUGAAUCCUACAGUGGCAGGCAACAUCAAAGGAGGCCCCACAGCAGACCUGUGCCCCUCAGAGGAGGCCGGGUUGCCGAAUGUCUCUAUUGUCACCAUCUUAAAAAAGAUCUGGGUGCCGGCGCUCACCGUGUGCCUCAUCUUCACCGUCACCAUCGGCAUUUUCCCUGCUGUCACUGUGGAUGUCAAGUCCACCAUCUCCAACGGCAGCAGCUGGGAGAUAUACUUCAUCCCAGUGUCGUGUUUUCUGCUCUUCAAUCUGAUGGACUGGGCUGGACGAAGCCUCACUGCAGUGUGCAUGUGGCCAGGGAAGGACAGCCGCCUGCUGCCCGUCUUCAUGCUGGCUCGCCUGCUUUUUGUGCCUCUCUUCAUGCUCUGCAAUGUGCAGCCCAGGCUCCACCUGCCGGUUUUCUUUGUGCACGAUGCUUGGUUCAUCAUCUUCAUGAUCUUCUUCGCCUUCUCUAACGGAUACCUGGCCAGCCUCUGCAUGUGCUUCGGGCCCAAGAAGGUGGCGCCACACGAGGCAGAGACGGCUGGAGCCAUCAUGGCCUUCUUUCUGACUUCGGGACUGGCUCUAGGAGCUGCGAUCUCCUUUGUUUUUCGAGGACUUAUCUAGACUUGCCAGUGAGUCUGUAUCUCCAUCCAUUCCUCCACCUUCCAACCUCUUAUCCUGGACAGGCUGGUGUGGACAUCUUUAUCUUAAGGAACACAGACACCAUCGUUACAUAAUCUCUUACUGCAGCAAUAUCAAAAAUGAACAUGAGCACCACCUAGUGGCUGCUGCCAGCUGCUCCUGGUAUGUUUCCAGUCGGCUGGAUUCCUAUGGUGCCCAUUUUCUGUUACCUACCAGAAAGAAAAAACACUUUUGGAUUGUCAUACAUUUUCACAUUUCUGCAUUACUGUGAUGACUACAGGACCAGAGAGAACAGCUUUACAUUUUGUGAUCCUUGGUAAUACACAAUAGGAAGAAGAAAGAAGGCUUUUAUUGAUUUGCAUAGGGUUUUUUAUAGCUUUUUAGAGACUUUUGUUCAUUUUACUUCAUAUAUAUAUA